Nothoprocta perdicaria is the source of this 1341-nucleotide messenger RNA. Its product is annotated as keratin, type II cytoskeletal-like. Gene Ontology annotation, molecular function: structural constituent of skin epidermis. Gene Ontology annotation, biological process: keratinization; intermediate filament organization. Bases 1 to 1341 code for a protein of 446 amino acids. Gene Ontology annotation, cellular component: keratin filament. The record is from RefSeq and is a predicted model, not a curated record. Lineage: Eukaryota; Metazoa; Chordata; Aves; Tinamiformes; Tinamidae. The transcript is spliced from 8 exons.
AUGAGCCAGCAGCUGUCAGCUGGAAGAUCUCUUCAUAGACAAAAGUCCACAUCAGUUUCUGCUGCGAGCAGCCCAAGAUGCUGCAGAACCAGCAUCUUCCCCCCAGCUGCAUCAUUUGGGACAACAUAUGGAGUAUGGAGGAAGAGCAGCCCAAGUCUCCAGAAUGAGGAUGGAUAUCGACAGAUUUUCUCCAGCAGAAGAGGAUGGGGCUACGGGGAUGUCCAUUGCAGCCACGGCGGCACUCGUGGGCGCACGGGAGCCGGCGUGGGCAGGAGCUGCAGAAGGGAAGGUCUUUGCCGGCUGCACGUGAACAAGGACCUCCUGCAGCCCCUUUGCAGGAGGACUCACCCUCAAAUCCAGUGCACCCAACUGCAGGACCCGAAGCAGACGAGGCGCCUCAACCAGUUCGCCCAUUUCGUUGACAAGGUACGAUGCCUGGAGCAGCGCAACAGGGAGCUGGUCACCAAAUGGGACCUCCUCCACAAGCAGGUCACGCCGCGCCAGAAUAACCUCAAGCAAGUCUUGGGGAACGUCUUUCGCAGCCUGCAAGGGCAGCUGGACUUGCUGCUGCAGGAGAGGGGGCAGAUGAAGCUUGAGCAGAACCACAAGGAGAAGCUGGUUGAGAAGCUGAAAUGCAAAUGUGAGCAAGAAGUGGCCAAGCACACAGCCGCCAAGAAGCAGCUCAUGCUGCUGAAGAAGGACGUGGACUGUGUCUAUCUGACCAAGGUGGAGCUGCACGUGAACCUGGAGAUCCUAAAGCAGGAAAUGGGGCUCCUGAAGUGCGUGUUUGCUCAGGAAACUGCUGAGCUGGAGAGAAGCGUCUGCGGCACGGCCGUCGUUGUGCAAAUGGACAACAGCCGAGGUCUUGCUGUGCAGGGCGUCCUCAAGAGCGCUGCGCGCCGCUGCAAGGACAUAGCUCAGAAAAGUAAGGCAGGGUUGGAUGCACUGUAUGGAACCAGGCAUCAAGAGCUUGAGGAGGCAAAGGGGAGACAUUACAGAGAGCUGAAGUCCCACCAGCAAGAGGUUGAGGAGCUGAGCCUGGUGAUGCAGAGGCGGCAGUGUGACCUUGAAGACAUGAAGAAGCAGGUGUCCUCUCUGCAAACAUCAGUUCAUGCUGCUGAGAACCGCAGGGCCCGUGCCCUGAAAAAUGCCCGGGAGAAGCACGUGGAGCUGCAGAACGCCCUGCAGAAGGCCAAGGACGAGCUGGCUUGCAUGCUGUGGGAUUACCAGGAGCUGCUGAACGUCAAGCUGACCCUGGACAUCGAGAUUGCGACCUACAGGACUUUACUGGAGGGCGAAGAGGGCAGCAUCAUUCUGGAGAACCUUCGACUACCUGCUUAG